Molecule: messenger RNA, 1110 nt
Organism: Bipolaris maydis ATCC 48331
Lineage: Eukaryota; Fungi; Ascomycota; Dothideomycetes; Pleosporales; Pleosporaceae
Source: RefSeq, a predicted model, not a curated record
CGUCGCCUUAGUCAAGGUUGAAAAAAGUUCAAAGCCCCCACUACCACUCCGCUUCGCUUGCCUAUUCCGAUCCAUCAAGGACAUCCUAUCAGCCAUGCCUUCCUAUCUCCGCUCCAACCCCCGCGCCUACUCCUUCCCUCCAUGGGUCGAGACGUCCGACGACGACUCCAGCCAUCUGCCCGACAUCGACGAGGACCCCUUUGCCCACUUCAUCACCCCCAUCACCGACGCUGAGGAUCCCUACGAGCUGUCUCUGAGCGCCGGCAUCGAUGCCGACGAGGGACCACGCACCGCAAAGACGACCAAGUUCAGGUCCAACGUCGCUGGCAGGUGGGCUCGCUAUGUCAAGCAGAACCACGCCCCGCUCCACAACGUCUAUCACGUGCCAACCAUCUACGAGGACGACGAAGAGUCCUUCAUGGGGCUUGAUGACGAACGCUUAAACGACACGCCCCAUGUGGUGUCUCAGCUUAGCCCAUCAAGGAGCAGCAUUGCUGAGCCUAGUCGAGGCCGUGCCCAGGACCUUGCUGCUCGCAAGCAACAGAAUCGUCGCCGCUACUCACGUACACUCUCCGGCCAUCGCCACUCUUGGCGAGAACCCAGCCCGGAUCUCUUCACUGUAGACGAGUCCGAAGAGGACGAGGGCCCUGUGCUCCGUCGCCCAAAAACCAGAAAAGCAAAGGAUGGUGCCGAACGCCGGAGGUCAUCGACAAGGUCAAAGUCAAGAGCAAGGGCAGACUCAGUGACCGACAUGUCGAGAUGAACAAGGGGGAAGGCAUGGCAAAGGUACCUGCAUCAAGACUGAGUAAGAAGAGACAGUUUGCAUACAUGACAUUUACAGCAUCAGCAUUAGGGAGCAGCAGGGGGGUGUUUUGUUUUUUGAUUAUCUAGCAUUGCACGGUGUUGGUGGCUUUUUUUGUUUCUCAGCGCACACGCGCACAGCAUUCCAAGGCGUUUUUGGUAUACCACGGGACUGUUUUGUCAGGGGAAGUUGCAUCGGGAGGCGUUUACUUGUCAGCAUUUACACCUAUUCUUUUCCAGAUUGCGCAACAGAAGCAGCAUCGGAUCUAAUGAGCCAGAUAGAGAGACGCAAAAAAUCAAUAUGGUAUC